Seminavis robusta is the source of this 3882-nucleotide messenger RNA. NCBI's taxonomy places the organism in Eukaryota, Bacillariophyta, Bacillariophyceae, Naviculales, Naviculaceae. The record is from the annotation of a GenBank genome assembly.
AUUCAGCACCAUUGCUGCUUUCGUGAAUGACACAGAUGGAAGCAGUUGUGGCAUUCAUCGAUCGUACGAAUUCAAAGCUUGGUUGACUAUUGUAAGACUCGACCAGCAGUGAAGGUCGCAUUGGCUCAUUGUCGAAAGAUCAGCCGAGACGAAACGGUGGUCAGCAACAGCCUGGAGGUGCGGAGCGCACAGAUUCAGUUUUGCAAAAGCAAUCCAUUACGAAGAGCGGAAGGAAUGAGUGACAGUCACAAUGAACAUACGGAAAAGACAUUGGCCAAGCUUGAGUCCUCCUCGGAGAUAACCCAUGGCGAAGCACAGCCUGAGACGGUGACGCUAGAUGGAGCUUACCAAAUGGCUUCGAAGGCGUCGUCGAUUUCCGCAGCAACCGCAGCAUCUUUGGUAGAGUACGUAACUGCAUCGCACAGUAGCGUAGUAAGCUGGUGGAACGGCAAAGAAAUCACUGAACUUGAAGAAUGUGCCGCUAGUGGCUGUGGCCCCAUCGUGGAAUCGUCGAAUGGCGACAGCAGUGGAAGGGAACCAAAUGCACUUCGUACUCAUCAGAGUUUGCACCAACUUGAUGGUGCUGCAGGUACCGGUAAUAGCGAAGCUCAUCGAAGUCACGAGCACAGGGACCAACCGCAUCAUCAUGUAAGAAAGCAUAGGCAACGAAAACAGCGCACUGAACAAACGGAGCGCCAAGAGCCUGAAGGAGACCGAACAGGAGAGCCUCGAACUCAAAACCGCGACCAGGGUUUCCCCCAAAAUCAAACAGAGCAGCAUACGGAUGAACCACUGUCAUUGUCAUUGGCACAGUCGCAGCGGCAAUCGCGAGAAUGUCUGGUCGAUGUGGAAGCUGAAAAAGCCACCUAUUGGUCUGCGUUGUACACCAUCCUUGAAACCCAGCGGGCAGAAAUUCUGCGCACGACCCAUUCGACGAAGCCCAACCAGCCGGUCGAUCCAUCGGGGCUCAUAGAUAUACUCAAAGAUCCAUCGUCAGUCCUCCAUGAAUUGAUCUUUGACAAAGAAGAUUUAGUCAGAGCGAAAAAGGGAACGUCCGUGGUCACCACUGCGACAGCAAAUCUUACAUGUACUGCCACAGACACUGAUUCUUCAUCAAGUGGAUCCUCUCCUCAGUAUCUCCAUAGUCAGAUCGGCAACGACAGACACCAAGAACCUGAUGAUAGCAACAGCUCCUGUAGAGACGAAUGGGCCGGGUUUGUACGGCGAAUUGGCAAGCUUAUCACGAUCUUCCUGACGGCAUGCGCCGGAGUUGCAGCCCGCAACCCGCACCGCUGCAUCGCCUGGACAACACUGUUAUCCCUCACCUUAGUGGUCGUUGGCUGCUUGACAAACUUUACCCUCGUGUUGGACAACACGGAAUUGUGGCCACCCCACAGCAGCUUUGCCUAUCAGCAAAUGCUCUGGUUCUACGAUUCUGAUUUCAAUUUCGAUUACCGCAAUGUUGAUCUAGUGAUUCAUGCAGAGGGGGCCAAUGUGCUGACCCAAGCUGGAGUGUCCCGUGUUUUUGAGGCUAUGAGUGUGGUUCAAGGCAUGGAAAACUACCAAGAAGGCUGCCGGUGGGCGGAGCUCGUUGGGGAUUCGUACCACGUUGGUGAAUGUCACGAACACAGUGUGACAGACUUUUGGAAUCGAAGCAAUUUCGUUUUCGAACAAGAAACACAAUCGGACGAACAGGCCAGAUUGACCAUGUCCGUGCCUUCGUAUCCCAGCGGCGAAACCGUCGACCUCUCUCGCAUCAUUGGAAAUGCUAAAAAAGACAAGAAUGGCACACUCACAACUGGUGAGGCUUUUCUUGUCGAAUUUGACCUGCCUUGGAGCCUCGAGACAGCGGAAUUCGAGCUCAUUGCUGUAAACGCUCUGCUGGAACUCAAAGAGAAGUGGAAAGCUGAAGACAGCAACCCGUUUCGCCUUGAGGUAGUGGCGUAUCGGUCGUACGAAGACGAGUUCAUGCGGGCCAUUAUUUUGGAUCUACCACUUCUGCCAGCUGUCUUCGUUGUCGUUUGCCUCUUCUGCUGCCUGGUCUUUUGGCGGUACGACAAGGUCCACUCGCGCUGUCUCUUGGGAAUUGGAGCUGUCGUCUGCAUCUUGCUUUCCAUAAUGGCAAGUCACGGCCUCAUGUUUCUUUGUGGGGUUCCUUUCACUACAAGUACGAGUAUGCUUCCGUUCCUGAUGUUUGGAAUUGGCUUGGAUGAUGCCUUCGUUAUCAUUGGCAGCUACAACAGAACACGUGGUACUGACAUUGAAAAGCGCAUCCAGUUGACAAUGGAAGACAUCAGUUUGAGCAUCGGCAUCACAACAUUGACGAGCUCUCUAGCUUUUGCUUUGGGUAUCUUCUCCGACAUCCCCUCUGUUCGAUGGCUCUGUUUGUAUGCAUGCCCAAGCAUUCUCAUUGACUUUGCCUAUCAGAUCACCUUCUUCAUUGCGCUCAUCGUGCUCGACGAGAGGCGUAUCCAAGAUAAUCGAAGAGACGGCUGCGCCUGGAUCCACGUUGAAGAUGAUUCUCGCAAAGGAGGACGAGAAGCGGAAGACGAAGACGACGAAUGUGGACUUGCAAAUGGAGAAGAUACGGCCACGAUCGUGAAAGCGGAUGCUGAACGAAUCCCACCACUGGCCAUGCCUAAGCUGCACUGGUCGGACCGAUUCAUGGCUUGGUAUGCAGACAAGCUGUUGCACCCCAUCUCUCAAACGAUUGUGCUUGUGGGUUUUGUGACAUUGCUGGGUGUGUCUCUAUUCUUUAUAACGAGGCUCGAGCAACAUUUCGACAUGAAUGACAUGGUGCCGCAUGAUUCCUACUUGCGGGGUUACUACUCCUCGCUGAAACACUACAGCAACACACGGAACGGGAUCGCAUCCUAUGCAUUCUUUCGAGAUAUUGAUCAAUCGGACCCUCAAGUUCAAACAGAGAUGCUUCAAUUCGUUGACGAACUGGCCGAUGGCGGAGCAAUUGCAUCAUACCCAGCAAACUGUUGGCUUCCCGACUUCUUGCAGUUUACCAACACGUCUUCAGGUGCAACCAAUCUAUCAUUUACGGAUCAAGUGGAGCUUUUCCUGCAAGAGCCGGUUUUCAACAUGCUGUACGACGACCACAUUGUCCGGACGCCCAAUGGAAGCAUCGCGGAGUCGCGAUGCGAAAUCUAUGUGAACGUGGACAUUAGUGACGCCCAAGGGGGGACUGCUGCCUUCGAGCUUCUCCGAAAUGUUUCUAGGUCACAAGCAAUGAACCAAGGCCUAGGCGGUGACGAGUGGCACAUGUUUACCUAUCACGACAUGUACAACUUGUGGGAAUUUUACAAGGCAGUGGUGGCCGAGCUAAGCGUCUCCACAAUCAUGGGGAUUGCCGCUGUCAGUAUCGUUGCCCUCUUCUUGAUUCCACAUUGGUCAGCGGUCUUCUUUGUGACUCCAUUGAUCAUCUGCCUCUACAUUGACCUGCUUGGAUACAUCACCUAUGCCAAGGUCCAUGUGAAUGCCAUUAGCUAUGUUCAGCUCGUCAUGAGUAUUGGUCUGAUGGUUGAUUUCAUCAUGCACAUAUUGAUUCGAUACUAUGAAAGUGAGGGAAGUCGACGAGUGAGAGUGAAGCACACUCUGACAACAAUGGGAUCCUCUGUGUUUGUUGGCGGAGUUUCAUCCUUGCUGGGGGUGAGCCUGUUGGCCUUCAGUACAAGUGAAAUCUUGCAGCUGGUCUUUGUGGCCGUCCUAGGACUUGUGGUGCUGGGAAUUGUGCAUGGUUUGGUGUUUCUUCCUGUCAUAUUGUCGCUGAUAGGACCAGAGUGAACUUAUUGAGUGCUGUAAACAUAUUUGCUCUCUCCGCUGUCCAGCUUGUGAACUGAAUAGAAAACUACUAUAGAAAGCUAUUGCAUGUUC